Gopherus evgoodei (Goodes thornscrub tortoise) is the source of this 2358-nucleotide messenger RNA. RefSeq lists its product as uncharacterized. The transcript has 4 exons. Lineage: Eukaryota; Metazoa; Chordata; Testudines; Testudinidae. The record is from RefSeq and is a predicted model, not a curated record. Bases 337 to 1014 code for a protein of 225 amino acids.
CACCUGGAACCAGUGCGAGGGACCAAUGGAUCCCUGUGCCUCGAUUUCCACCCGCCCGGAGGUGCUGAGCGUGGAGAACAUCGCCAAGCUAAAUCUUCUCCGCUGUCUGUGAUUCUGGGAAGAGAGGGAAAGCGCAGAGCGUGUCUCGUCUCUUCGGAUCGUCCCCGGCUGGGGAUCCAGUCGGUAACCUCCAGAGCGAGGCUGAUGUACCCCGAGAGCUUGAAGUGAAGAACCGUCUUCUACAGCAGGGAGCCGAAGAGACAAGGCCCAGCUGCAGCAAGGUGGGAUCCCCUCGGUUAGUGAGCCAGAGUCUGAGUCAAUUAAGACGGGGCCAACAUGGGUUCUCAGUUGGGCAAGACCCAUCAGCUGAGCACUGGUAGCCUGCGGGAGGUGAGGAGGGAAAUGGAGUCCAGCGACAUGAUGAGCGAAUCGCUUGACAAGAUCUUCCAGUGUGCGGAGGAGCAUUUCGCCAAGGAGCCCGACUGCGUGAAGAACAACGCCAAGAUGACGCUCCACUGGAACGGGAAAUCGCUGGUGUUUGUGUCCGGCCGAGGAGUAUGCGAAAUUAAUGUCUCGUAUAAACAGGGCUCUGGGAAACCCAGCUAUAAUGUCACCUCGCAUAGCUUGAAUAUCUUUCUAGGGAGGAUAUCAGCUGGCCUGAGGGUCCUGAGCCUCGCAAACCUGGAAGGAGCCCGGAGGAGCCUGGAUUUAUGGGAGGAGACACCCAAGAGUCUGAAAACCUGCUUUGACUGCGCCAUCUGGGGCUUCCGGAAGGAGCCCGCGUGCGUGCAGGAGAACGCGAAGCUGGUGAUCCAUUGCAGCAGGAGAAAUCUGCCGUUCAUCUCUGGGAAGGGCGAAUGUGAGAUCAGCGUGUCCUACAGUGAUGGGAAACCGGUCUACACCGUCAAGGAGCCCACAGGGGAGGUUUACCUGGCACGACUCGGCACCCGCCCUGCACCUCUGAGCGUCUCGAGUGUAGUGAGGGCUCGCAACACGUUGGAGUCCUUUGGGUGAUGACGCAGGAGCUGAGGGGCUGCUUGGAAUAUGCUCUGGAAGCCUUGGAGGAGGCACCUAAGCGUGUUCAGGAGAAUGCGCUGAUGUUGCUCGAUACCACCAGAGGCAGGAUGAUGUUCAAGUCUGGGAAAGGGGAGAUUACAAUCACCGUCUUCUCCAUGAACGGGGAAUUCACGCAUGACGUCAAAAUGCCCAAAACCAACCGCCCGCCAAGAAAGUGAGGAGGAAAAGAAAAGAAAAUUGGAAUUUGCCAAGAGGCUUUGCCCUUCAGAGCAGGAUUCAACCUGAGAGUAUCUUAGCUGGAUCUAGUGUCGCCAACUUUCUCCAUUUCAUCGCCAUAUUUUGUGUUAUGCUCAAAGCCCCCAGCUCCAAGAGUCAAGGGAUUUCCGGAGAAUCUCAGCUUUCAUUUUUUUAAAAAUGGAGGUUGCGUGGAAAAGCCAGAAAAGUGACACUGAAAAUUGCAAAACCAGGCAGUAAAUGAGCUGGAUGAAACGUGUUGUUGUUGUUGUUGUUGUUUAAAAUCUCACCAUUUUUAAGCCAGUCUCAUGCUUUCUGGGUCCUGAUUCGUGAUUUUUGAUCACUUGGGCUUGGCAAGACUGGGACUAAAGGAGAAACCAACACUUUUCCAAGGAUUCCUUCACAUCCUCCAGCUCCACGUGUAGAGAUGGUUGACGUUUUUUAUAGAGAAACUUUUUUUCUAACCUCGACAAAUAUUUUUUUCACAGAAUCCAAAAGAUUUUUCCCAAAACUUUUUUUUUUGAGGAAUUUGUAGGAAAUUAAUUGUACAUGAACUUAAAAACACACACAAACACACUUUCUUUCAGUUUUCAUUUUCCAUUUGUUUUUGGUCACCAUAGUGUGAUGCAGUGCAGAAUGAAAUUGUGACCUCUACAUCUAAAAGAGGACAGGUCUACAUUAGCUCCAUGAUUCGGGUUGGUCCAAGAUUUUGUUUUGUUUUUUCAGUCACCUUUGCCUGAAAACCAAAAAUGAAUUUUGAGAUUGACACAUUUUCAGUUGUUAAAGUGAGUUACCCAUUAUUCAAGUAGAAGAAAGAGGUGUGUUAUUCACUCAUGUUGAACGAACCCAAGUUAAUUACCUUCUGUUACGAGCUUUCACUGGAAAAAAGUGUGUUUUUACACCCGAAUAGCAAUUUUAAUGUAAACUCUUUGGGUAUGUCUAGACUACCCGCCGUAUCGGCGGGUAGUGAUCGAUUUCUCGGGGAUCGAUAUAUCGCGUCUCAUCUAGAUGUGAUAUAUCUAUCCCCGAACUAGCUCCCGUCGACUCUGGAAUUCCACCAACCCAAAUGGCAGUAGCAAAGUCGACAGGGGGAGCCGCGGACGUCGA